AUGGGCGACAAGAAGCUCUACCCCGAUCUACGUACAUGUGCGGCGGCAGAGCAGACGGACUGGUCUCUCAGCAAGGGGGCCGAUCCGAGGGAUCCUCGCGUGACCAGCUGGCCGUGCCAGGGGACCCACACCGUGUCGAGCUGCACCAACAACCGCUUCGGGGUGUGGCUGACGUGCGAGACGUGCGCUUUCAGGCUGGACUACGCUCCGAAGAAAGGGCGCAGUGGCAAGUACCGCAAGGAGCCGAAGACGGCCCUGGUAACGGUGGCCCUUCGCCGACUACAGGAAUCGGGCGACGCGCCGACGGCCGCGAGGGUCGAGGGGCACAUGAAGGCCAUCGAGGCGGAGCGCAUCAUCGAGACGGGGCACUACAUCAAGAGCGAUCCGGACAAGGAGGGCUACUGGACAGCCCGCAAGACAAAGACCGAGGGCGUCAAGCUCGAGAUCAAGACCGAUCCAGGGAGACCGCCGACGGCAACCAGACCAACUACCAGAGUGCCGACUGCGGCGCGCACCGCGCGCGCGGUCGGAGCGGACCCAAGCUCUGCGGCAUCGGAUUCAACACCCCGCAGCAGCACGUGGGAUGUGGUCUCGAGUGCCGCAGCGGACCCGGACGAGACGCCCACGCUCGCGACCAAGCAGAAGGACCUCUUCAACAAGUGGGCAGUCCUGACCCGGGGAGUCAGGCGCCUGAAGGUGAAGCAGGAGGACUUCGUGGCGAUGCCGGUGCCGGGAGACAUGGGGGAUGUCCUCAUGAAGCUGACAGCCGGUCUGUUGAAUGAAGGUUUCCACUGUCAGCGCAUCAACCUGGAGCAGGGCUACGACCUCAACAAGAAGGACGACACUAGUCGUGCCAAGGAAUGGUUCAAUACGGCGUGUCCUCGCAAGGCGUGGUUUUCGACACCAUGUACCUACUUCUCGUUGAUGCAGAACCUUACCCCCGAACACAAACGACGACCUGGCAAUUGGGAGAAUUCUCUACGAUCGCGACUUCGGGCUCGCGCCAUGAAUGGACACUGUGUGGAUAUGGCCUUGGAGACUCUACGACACGAUGGUGAUCUAUACUGGGAGUGGCCGUACAACUGCAGCGGUUGGUCUACGCCAGAGCUCAACCGGCUCAGGCGCGAGGCGGAAAAGAUCCUCGGGCGAUCUCUCCGCAUGGUCAGAGUCGGCGCGUGUCAAGUCGGCAUGCGCGAUGACCAUGGCGUGCUCAGGAGCAAGUCUUGGGGCAUCCGCACCAGUGACGAGAAUUUUACGCAGUGGAUGGCGCUACGCUGUACGAAGGAUCAUCCUCACAGCACGCUCGAGGGUCACGACGCUGUGGCGGCGUCGGCCUACUAUCCAGACCCGAUGAUUCGGAGAUUGGUCAAGGGUUUCGCGAAGGAUCUGCGUGGUCAGGAUUUCGCGGAGGACUUCUGGACAAUGAGCGCGCUGCAGGAUGACGAGCAGCAGCUGCGUGGCGUCGAGUCGGGCAUAGAUAAGCAUGUCAAGAAGAUGCCGGAGGACGACGCAACGCUCGACAAGGUCAAAUCCUGGCUGAGGGACCUCCACAUUCUGGGUGGACAUAUGUCCAAUACCAACAUGAAGGCGAUGCUCCAGAGACGCGGGUGUCCAGUUUGGCAGCAGGCGCUCGUGGACGAGCUGAUCUGCGAUGCCUGCGCCGAGACACAGGACACGCAGCACCAGGCCGUGGUGUCACUCUCUAUGCCACCCAAGCUGUGGCAGACGGUGAAGCAGGACUGCUUCGAGCUGGAGGUGCACCACAGGAAGCUGUUCGCGGUGCUCUACAUGGACGCGGGUAAGAUGGCGUAUUUCGAGCCGUCUGGCGCCCAGGUGUUGUCGGCGUUCCUGGAGAACUGGUGGCAGCACAAGCCGCGGUGUCAGCUCUUGAUUUCGGACCCGGGCGGCGGUUUCGUGAGCAACCAGUUGCGCAAAUGGUGUGGCAAGAACGCCGUGGGCAUCAUCCAGAGCGCGGGCGAGUUCCACGGUCUUACGGCUGACUUGGAGAUCCUUAUGAGACAGAUCAAGAAGACCGCUCGCCGCAUCUCCUUAGACGAGCCGGCGCUAUCGUUAGCUGACUGUGCGUCCUUAGCCUGCGCCGCUCACAACAACCAGCACAAGGCGUCGGGCUACACACCAGUCCAGUGGGCGUACGGUACUAACCACCAGGGCUACCAGUUUGCAGAAGAGGCUGGUCGCCAGAAUGGGGGCGGCUUGGCACACACCGAACUUCAUCGUCUUGUGGCCGAGCGGGUCUACCUGGAGGAGCAGGCUCGUUCAGUGGCGACUCGGCUCCGGCACUCCAUGAGGCAGAAGCUUCUCUCGAUCAAGAUCGGCGACUGGACCAUGUACUUCCGUCGCGGCAAGAACACUGGAUCCCGAGGUUCGUGGUUUGGCCCUGCGAGAGUUUUGGCCAUCGAACCGAAGGUCAACCUCAAGCGUGAACGUGCCGACGAGUCCGCUUCGAUCGAGGACGAGAUUUCGGUGGUGUGGAUCGUGCAUGGCACGAGACUUAUUCGGUGUCAUCCGACACAGCUGAGGUCGAGCAGUCAGCGCGAGGUGGUCGUGGCUUCGCUCAAGGGUAACAUUGACGAGACCUACCAGAGCAACCAGGACCAGGUGAAGAUUUUCGCCAUGGAGACCGGCAUGAAUCUCAUGAUGGUGCUCAGGCUGGAGACGACGGUGCAAACUUCCAUCCAGUCCCUCGAGAGGAUCCUUCAGAUUUGUCUCGAAUACCUGUCCCAGAAGAUGAGGAGAUCACCAGUGGCCCUGCAGGUGCUCCGAUUGGCGACGAAGCCGCGGCAGUUCCCCGAGAGGGCCAAGCGCAUCAAGCUCGGCGAGAUGGAUUUCAUGACGUGCGACUUCGUGGACGAUGUCAGGUACCUGGAGGACACGAACAUCGGGCGUAAAGUUAUCGAGGUCGCGACCGAUUUUAAUCACAUCGGAGCUUCCCUUCAAAACUCUACGGUCUGGCUUUCCAAGAGGCCUGGCGACGGCAAGGCGACAGAGGUCACCUAUUCCAAGUUGGCGCCUGGGCAGCAGCUCGAGGUUGACGCGGCUAUGUGCAAGGAGAUCAGCCAAGUCAUUGUGACCAAGGUCCUGAAGCGGAUCGCCCAGGAAGAGCUCACUGACAUCGACGAGUCGCGAUUGCUCAAGAUGCGCUGGGUUCUCACCUACAAGUACCAGGAGGGUGGCGCACGCAAGCCGAAGGCUCGCUUAGUCACUUUGGGCUACCAGAACCCGAGCCUGACGGAUCUCGCUACGGCGGCGCCUACGCUGGGGAAGCUGGCUCGCAAUAUGCUGUUCCAGGUGUGCGCGCAGCACAAGUUCAAGCUUAAGUUCGGCGACGUCAGUUCAGCUUUCCUCCAGACCGAUGCGAGCGAGGAGUUCGAGAGUCUCAAUGUGAAGCUGAAGGGUAUCAUUGGCGUCCGCGUGGGUGACUUCAUCAUCGGUGGCGACGAGACGUCGAAGUUGUACGAGGACGCGGAGAAGGCCAUCAGGGACCUCUACCGAUGGGGAGCAUGGACUUCCGGCCCGGCUGAAUUCAGUGGACUACGCGCUCGCCAGUUCAAGGAUUUUUCGAUCACGUCGGACCUCUACGACUACACGAACAAAUUCAUUACGGAGGCCGAGAUCGACGCUGAUCGCAAGAAGCAGGCUCAUCUACCACUCGAGCCGAAAGAGAUUUCACUACUUCGUGGAGUACUGGGUACAACCAGUUGGAGAGCACAACAAUGGUCUCCACAAUAUGCUGUGUAUGUUGGGCUGGCUUUAUCGCAAGUCAGCAGCGCCAAGAUCAGUGGCCUGGUAAACGCCAACAAGCUUGUCAAGGAUAUGCGCAAAUCCGCUUCGCAGGUGAUCAAAUUCCACCAGUUCGAGAACUACGACUGGCAUGAGUUAUGGAUGGUGCAGUGGGCCGAUGCUAGUGACAAGCUCAGGCCCGACGGCAGCAAGACUGGCGGGCUGGUGACAGGCCUCUCGACUCCGGAUUUUGCAAAUGGCAGCAUGGCAAAUGUUCCGAUACUUGGAUGGAGAUAUUUCAAGCUACCUCGUAAAAUUUCGGGUUCAAGCAACAACGAGACGCAGUCGACCGCGCUCGGUGACGAGAUGCUGUGGUUAUCCAGAUUGAUGUGGGCAGAGUUACAGGGAGUUGAGCCGACUCGUUGGAAGUUGGGCGACGCGGUCAAGAGAGUACCUGCGCGCUCAUUACAGAUGCACGCGGCAUUUACGAUGCGUUUUUGA
Messenger RNA from Prorocentrum cordatum, 4242 nucleotides. The record is from the annotation of a GenBank genome assembly. NCBI's taxonomy places the organism in Eukaryota, Dinophyceae, Prorocentrales, Prorocentraceae.